AAAAAGGUUUUAACACUCUUACUAAAGAAAAAAAGCAAAAAAAAAAUGUAGAAGAACCUAAUCAGGAAGAUGAUACAGUGGAGGAAGUAAAAAGAGAAAACCCUGAUACUUUUUUAGUAACACUUAAUACUGUUAAUGAUUGGUAA
Dentiscutata heterogama is the source of this 146-nucleotide messenger RNA. The record is from the annotation of a GenBank genome assembly. NCBI's taxonomy places the organism in Eukaryota, Fungi, Glomeromycota, Glomeromycetes, Diversisporales, Gigasporaceae.